Sorghum bicolor (sorghum) is the source of this 2353-nucleotide messenger RNA. RefSeq lists its product as uncharacterized. Gene Ontology annotation, cellular component: cytoplasm. Bases 105 to 1430 code for a protein of 441 amino acids. NCBI's taxonomy places the organism in Eukaryota, Viridiplantae, Streptophyta, Magnoliopsida, Poales, Poaceae. The record is from RefSeq and is a predicted model, not a curated record. The transcript is spliced from 8 exons. Gene Ontology annotation, molecular function: oxidoreductase activity.
AUCCUCACCCUCACCUCUCUUCUCUCCACUCCGCAACGGCAGCAGGAAGCCAGGAACCGCCGCCGGCAGCCUUUUUUCUCGUCAAGGCCGGAGCGCUGGACGCCAUGUUGCCCCCGCUUUCUUCGGCUCCUUCCCGUCUGCUCCCCAGGCGAACUGUCGCUUCCGCCACCGCCUCCUCGCCCUCGCCUUCGCCUUCGCCUUCGCCUUCGCGCGCAGGAGGGCACGGCCGCCGCCCCCUGCGCUACGCUGUCCUGGGCGCCGGCUUCGCGGGUCUCUCCGUCGCGUGGCACCUCCUCAAGCAUAGCCCGAGGGAUUCUCGCGUGUCGGUGGACAUCUACGACGAGAACGGGGUCGGGGGAGGUGCGUCGGGCGUCUCGGGAGGGCUUCUCCAUCCCUACUCGCCUAAAGUGAAGCUUCUCUGGAGGGGUGCUGAGUUCUGGAAAGAGAGCAUGGAUCUCCUUCGAAGCGCAGAGCAAGCAAACAGAACCACGGGGGCAGAUAUAACUAAUGAAGAUGAUAACCUUAUCUGGAGAAGGGGAAUUGUACGGCCGCCUACAACUGAGAAGGCUGCAGACAUAUUGCUGGAGAAUGUUCAGAGUUGCCUCGAGAGUUGCAGCCUUCAACUGCUUGAUUCUGAUGCCGCACAGCGUCUGAUCCCUGGGUUGCGUACCCCAUUUGACUUUGCAGUUUACAUGCCACUGGCACUGAACGUCAACCCUAAGAAAUAUCUACAGGCACUGUUCUCUGCAUGCCAAAAUCUGGCAGAUGAAGCAUCCUCAUUACCAAGUGAGCAGAAAGAGUUCAAGCUAUACAAGCAACAUGUUGAUGAUCUACACCAUUUGGCAGGAAAUUAUGAUUCGGUGAUCGUCUGCCUUGGGGCCAAGGUUCGCUCACUUCCUGAACUUGCAAAUAAGUUGCCUCUUAGGACCUGUAGAGGAGUUAUCGCUGAAUUUAAGUUGCCAUCCGAUACAAUAGAAGAGUAUGGCAGUCAAAGCCCUUCAAUCUUAUCUGAUGCAUGGCUGGCAUUCCAAGGUCCCCGAUCUGUUUCUAUCGGAUCAACUUGGCAAUGGAAGUCUGAGAACGAUUCUUCAACUGUAUCUGAUGAAGAAUCUCUUACUGCAAUGGAAGAGUUGCUCCCAAAAGCUUCUGGCGUAUAUCCAAGAAUAAAUAAAUGGGAUUUUGUAGGUGCAAGAGCUGGAAUUCGAGCCAUGCCUCCACUUACAGCUAAUGGGUCGUUGCCACUGUUGGGUUGUUUGGACGAUUUACUAGGCAAGAAGAGCAACUGCACAUUUUGGAUAGUUGGUGGACUUGGUGCAAGAGGUCUUCUGUAUCAUGGUUUAGUUGGAAAGUUGACUGCCAAAGCUGUGAUUUCCUGUGAUGAAAACAUAAUACCUUCUGAGUUCACAUGCUGGAAUACAAUUAAGCCUUAGUGAAAGCUGAGAUGUGGUCUAAACUUCAAGCAUGCCGUUCUUCAUCUGUAGGAAAUGGAACCCUUGUAGAUAGCCAAAGUCUGACAAGGAUGGUGCAAGACCCAUGGUGAUCCUGGUGCAGUGAGCCAGUCACUACUGCUGUCCGUCCAUGUAAACACAAAUGCCACCACAACUCUGCAAGUAAGAUGAGGUUCUGCUUCAGAUGCCUGAGCUUGUGUUCAAAGAAUUGUGACUAGCUUGUAUGUUUCCCUGGUGAACUCAAAUGGCAGCGCUGAAGCUUGGUUGAGUUGCAAGACUCUUUCUGUCCUAGGAAACGAUUGGUUAUCAGUGGAGCAUAGGUCCGUCUACACAUGUUCCUAUACUUCCAUAUUACUCUGAGACCCCUUUGUGUUUCUUUUUCUAAUUUCCUACUGUUAGUUGAAUCAUCACUUCUGUAAACCUCUCAAAGGUUAUGAGUUUUGCAUGAGUAGAGUGUUCAGACCAGUAAAGUAUUCUGGCAUUCACUAACCAGUUAGAUGAGAUAGUGAGAUUGUUGCUUUCAAACUAGCAACCAUUUUGCAUUUACCAUGUUUGAUGUUAUGUUCUCAUGAUUUAAUUGAUUCGCAACUGUAAGAAAUAUUUUGAAAUGUAGGUGAAUGAUUAGUCAUCCAUCGGCUAAUGCACUUGUGAUACACUUCAACUUUACCCAAACUCGAAAUCAUUGAAUAAAAGAAAGACUGGAAAUAUGAUGAUUGGAUGAACAGAACUAAGUAUAUUGUAUAUGGAUGUUACACCUCAGCAUUCCCGUACCUUUGUGUAGUGUAAAGCUGUACAAUGUAGAAUUAAGAACACAACAAUACGUAGGUACAUAUUCACUUGAUCAGACACACCAGAUCUCAGAAAAAGCUCUCUUGCCGCCCAAAAAACCACAUAAGUACACCUAA